Messenger RNA from Geodia barretti, 1416 nucleotides. The record is from the annotation of a GenBank genome assembly. Lineage: Eukaryota; Metazoa; Porifera; Demospongiae; Tetractinellida; Geodiidae.
AUGUUCAUUCUGUCGUGGGAGCUGACGGUAGUGUCCAUGUUUACCGUGCCGAUAUUCGCGUUCAUCUCGAAGUUCGUCGGGGCGCGGCGGCGCGCGGCAUCAGCCCGUACACAGAGAGCCGCGGCAGAGGUCAGCGCCAUAACGCAGGAGACGCUCUCCAUUUCGGGCAUGAUGCUCUCCAAGCUCUUCGGACAGCAGCAGCGCGAGAUACAGCGCUUCCAUGAAGAGAACCAGCAGCUUGCCGAUCUGACGCUUCAACGGCAGAUGACGGGGCGCGCGUUCUUCACCAGCGUCCAGAUAUUCUUCUCGCUGACGCCGAUUCUGAUUUACCUCAUCGCGGGCUACCUGCUAUCGGGCAAUUCACCUUCGGGGCUGUCAACGGGCACAAUAAUCGCCUUCACAACGCUACAAGCGAGGCUCUUCUUCCCCAUUGGCAGCCUGCUGCAAGUGUCGGUGGAACUGCAAGGGUCGCUGGCGCUGUUCGAGCGCAUAUUCGGCUAUCUCGACAUCAAGCCUGAGAUUGUGGACGCUGACGAUCCGGUCACGCUCUCGCCCGAAGAAGUCGCGGGCAAGAUUAAGCUUGAGGAUGUUCGCCUGCAAUAUGGCCUGUCCGCCGAAGAGCACCUGAACGGUGUGUCUGCGAAUGGCACGGGGCGGCUUGCGCUGGACGGUGUGAACCUGGAGAUUGCGCCUGGCCAACUCGCGGCGUUCGUCGGACCCAGUGGAGCGGGCAAAACGACGAUAUCCUAUCUGAUACCGCGCCUGUACGAUGUUACGGAGGGUGCGGUGAAGAUUGACGGUGUGGAUGUGCGCGACAUCCGCUUGGCGUCGCUGGCGCGGCUGAUCGGGUAUGUGUCGCAGGAGAGCUACCUGUUCCACGCCACCCUGCGCGAGAAUCUGAUGUACGGCGAUCCUGAUGCCACCGAGGAGCAGAUGCAAGCCGCCGCCAAAGCCGCGUUCAUCCACGACCGCAUCAUGGAGUUCUCCGACGGCUACGACACCAUCGUUGGCGAGCGGGGCUACCGACUAUCCGGCGGCGAGAGGCAGCGGCUCUCCAUAGCGCGCGUGAUACUGCAUGACCCGCGCAUCCUGAUACUGGAUGAGGCCACAUCUGCGCUGGAUUCGGCGAGCGAGCGGUAUGUGCAGGCUGCGCUGGAGCCGCUGAUGAAGGACCGCACGACAAUUGCCAUAGCGCACCGGCUAUCCACGAUUCUGUCCGCCGACGUGAUAUUCGCGGUGGACGGCGGGCGCAUCGUGGAGCGCGGAACGCACGAAGAACUACUCGUGAACGGCGGGCUGUACGCGAACCUGUACCAUGAGCAGUUCGACAGCGGGCGCGUGGAGUGCCACUGCCUGGACGGCAUCGUGCUGGUGAACGGCAGGCUGGUAGCGCCUAUGCCGAGGGUGGGGGUAUAG